Toxotes jaculatrix (banded archerfish) is the source of this 6486-nucleotide messenger RNA. RefSeq names its product protein mono-ADP-ribosyltransferase PARP14-like. Gene Ontology annotation, biological process: negative regulation of gene expression. The record is from RefSeq and is a predicted model, not a curated record. Gene Ontology annotation, molecular function: transcription corepressor activity; NAD+ poly-ADP-ribosyltransferase activity. The transcript is spliced from 15 exons. The coding region runs from base 135 to 5054 and encodes 1639 amino acids. Gene Ontology annotation, cellular component: nucleus; cytoplasm. NCBI's taxonomy places the organism in Eukaryota, Metazoa, Chordata, Actinopteri, Toxotidae.
AGACGGCUGAAUCACCGAGGGCGCACCUGAGUCGGAAGUCGGGUGGGCGACCCGCUCAGCACGGUGCCACGAGCUCCUCGCUCUAACCUCAUCAGACUUAAGUUUGAUAUUUAAACCUGUCAAGGGCUCACACGAUGGAGGAUCCCUACCAGUAUCCCGUUUUCUUCGACUGCCCCGGUCUCGACGUAGACCGACGAAGGAAGAUAGAAAGCUAUUUCCAUGUUCGCCGCAAAUCUGGAGGAGGAGACUGCGGCUCGGUUACAAACGUUAACGAUAAAGUUCACAGCAUUGCCUUUAAAGAGCGUGAAGCUCAGCAAAGGGUCCUGCAGACACGUGAUCAUGUGUUGGAGUUUGCAGAUGGUCCUCUGGUUCUGACUGUCCGAGGCAGCCCAGGACCUCACAGCUCCUCUCCCAUCGCUACCUCGACUGAAGGCCAGUCAGUUAUUGCAAACCAGCUCUUAACCUCAUCACAGGUUCAGAAUCAGAAAUCUAUUCCUGCCUCAGCUCCUCCACCAAGUGGUGAAUCAUAUGAACUACAACCUGAUACUUACCUCCUUCGUUACCUAGAGGAAUGUCCCAAGGCUGGGAGAGAACUAGAGAAAGAACUUGCCUCUGUGGCCUGCUCUGCUCAGCUUUACCCAGAGGAAGGGAGGGUUUUAGUCAGGAAUUUAGCUCAACCUGGUGCUGCAGAUGAAGGCAGAAACUGGAAAGCUGAGGUAGACAAACUCUUUGAUGGCUACAUGUGCCACUAUGAGGUGGAUCCUCACAAAGUCAGAGCUUUGCUUCAGUCCUGCAGCUCUCAUCAGACCACAGAUGAGGUGAAGGUGUACAGUGAUUUUGGCAUGGCUGUUGUAGUUGGGAAGUGUUCUCAGGUUAAGGCCAGGUUGAUGGAUGUAGCGGACUCGAGUAUUAAACCUCGAAGGUCACGUUUAAGUGGGAAGCAAACCAGGAUUUGUCGACUGGGUGAGGGCAAACUCCGCAUCCUCUGGGAAGAGAUUGAGCAUAGUUUGGGACGAAAUGUUCCAGGAGUUAAGUUCACACAGGGAGAUGCUGGUCAGGUAGUUCUGGAAGGUUCUGUGGAGGAUAUUCUUAAAGCUGGAGAUUGGAUUUCUGAUAAAGAGAAAUUGGUGUUAGAUAGGACAGUUCCUAACAUAAGCCUACAUCUCCUGGCCUUCCUAAGGAAGGCUUAUGGAGGUCCAAGGGUGCUAGGUGACUUUUUAGGAGUUGGUGACAAGGUGGAAAUAGAACUGCGAGAUACAGAGCUACGUUUUUUCUCCCUCUCUGCUGAUAAACUGGAUGAUGCAGAAAAAGCACUGCAGGGUGAGUUCAAGGAAGCAAAGAUUAACAUUCCUAUGUUCUCUGCUGUUCCAUCUGAGCUUCGGGAAAAGCUUAAGUCUAAGGCAGGGGAGAUGAACCAAGGGCAAUGUAGGGCUCAGGUCCUGUGUGGCUCAGACAGCACAGUGUGCUUACUGGGCCACACCAAAGAUGUUGAAGAGCUGAGUGAAACUGUCAUACAGUUUAUUCUGGACCAGGCAAGCAUAGAGGGCAAUGUCAUUCUCCCUUUUCCAGAAUUAGUACAACUGUUGCCAGGACUUUUGCAGCUGCACAAGUUUGACUAUUCAGGGGUUACCCUCCAUCCUUUAACCUCUUCCUCCCGGCCCAUGGUGGUGCUGGAAGGUCAAUCCAGUAAGGUGACUGAGGUCAGGAACAGGCUGGGUCCAUUUCUAGACUCCCUUGUUCAGGGCAAGGUCACCAUCGACCUGCCAGGGGCUGUAAGGUAUUUUGAAAGUUCCUCUGGAAGAGAGAGCAUUUUAAGUAUUGCUCAUUCCCAGAAGUGUCUCAUACAGCUCCAAGGGCAGCCUCACGCUGCUGGACAGAAUUUGGCAUCUGGUGCAAAAUUGAGUAACGGAGGGACAACAGUUGCCAGCUACAGCCUUUGUGAUGGGCUCCAGGUGCUGGUGUGUCAGGGUGACAUCACCAAACAGGAUGCUGAUGCCCUGGUUAACGCUGCCAAUGAAGAUCUGGACCACGGUGGAGGCGUUGCUGCUGCGCUGAGUAAAGCAGGUGGUCCUGAGGUACAGAGGGAGAGCAAAGCUUUAAGAAAGACUAGGAAAAUUCCUACAGGUGAUGUGGUAGUGACCACAGGGGGGAACUUAAAGUGCAAGAGACUGCUGCAUGCUGUUGGACCUGUAGCUGGACAAGUAGGUGGGAGAGAAAGGUUCUUACUGGAAAAAACUGUACAUGCUGCCCUGAAUUUGGCAGAAAUUAUGGAGUUCAAGUCUAUAGCAAUGCCCUGCAUCAGCUCAGGUUUGUUUGGUGUUCCUGUCAGUUUGUGCUCUGAGGCUAUUGUAACUGCUGUGAAAGAGUUUGGUAGUCAGGGAGGGCGAAGUCUGAACAGAAUCAUCCUGAUUGAUAACAGAGCAGAGGUGGUGAGAGCCAUGCAGGAAGCAUGUGACAGGAUUCUCCAAGGGAUAAGUACCAGAAACAGUACACUAAGUGGGAUCACUACAGGACACACCACAAGUGAUUUGGAUUUCCAGAUGGGCGCUGCAGCCCAAGACACAGUAAGAGAUGCCACUGCUGGAGCUCCUGGAGAUUAUGUCCAUGUUGAGGUUGUUCAGGGAACCAUUGAGACCCAGCAGGUGGAUGGCCUGGUAUGUCCUAUGGCUGGCCAUGAUCCUCUCUCUACCCAGAUUGGAAAAGUUUUGGAUAAUGUGGUAGGGCGUCAACUGACUGCAAAGUUUCAUCAAGAUGCAAACGGAGCAACACUGCCUGGUGACGUAGUUCUAGUGGAGGGCUUGCCAGCACUUCAGUCUAAAGCAGUGAUUUACCUCAAUCUUUUCCCCUGGGAUAAUAAACCGCAUGGAACAGCAGUCCAGGUUCUGAGACAGUGCAUAAGAAAAAUGCUGGCUUCCUGUCGGAUCAGAGGCUUUAGAUCAGUUGCAAUCCCUGUGCUUGGGACCGGUGCUGUUUUGCGGUUUCCUCACAGUAUGGCAUCCAAGGUUCUUAUGGAGGAGAUCUGUGCAUUUGAAAAAAACCAAACCACCAGCUCACCUUUCCUGAUCCGUAUUGUCGUUCACCCCAGGGACAAAGAAUCUAGCAAGGCCUUCCAGUCUGCUCAGAAAACUUUGCAUCUCAGAUCAUUCACAAAUGAUGCUAACCCAGAUCAAGCUUCCUUUUACCGCCCUGUCUCUGUAACUGAUGAUGAGGUCACAGCCAUGUUGGGCGGAGUCAAACUUCAGAUGGUCCGUGGUGACAUUGUAAAUGAGAAAACUGAUGUCAUUGUCAACACAACAGACUUCUCCAACAACCAGACUGCUGUCUCCAAAGCCAUUCUAACUGCAGGAGGGCCUACUGUUCAAGCAGAGUUAACACAAGCGGGCGUUCCAAAAGACCACAUGUGCAGCACAGGAUCAGGGUUGCUUGGUUGCAGAGAAAUCAUCCAUGCUGCUUUCAAUUGUGACCCUCAGCUGUUUCAGAAGAACUGCAGAAAGAUUCUGAAGCAGUGUGAGAGCAAAGGCUACCGCUCAGUGGCCUUCCCAGCCAUCAAUACUGGUGCAGCUGGUAUGGACCCCAUCAAAGCUUGUAAAGCCAUGCUGGACGGCAUGGCGUUGGCUAUUCAGAAUUUGACACCAAGUCACCUCUCUCUCAUCCGCAUUGUCAUCCUGCAAGCACACGUCUUCCAGGCUUUCAGACCAGAGCUUGAGAAUCGCUUUGGACAAAUUGCCCCUUGCCGGCCCAGCCUGAUAGAAAAAGCUAAACAGAAGCUCAAGAAGUGGCAAGAGAAGUAUUCAAGAACCUCAGCGUCACAAGGCAAAACCUUCCUCUCCUCAAAGCCCAACCCAGCUGUAAUGAGUGUGAUUUGUUGUGGUCCAGACAUCAUCAAGACCGUCAAGAGAGAUUUGGAGGGAAUCCUGCAGAAGCAGCUGGAAGAGAGGGAGGUGAAGGUGCACGAUUUUUCCACUCUUGACAACAUGGAGCUGGAGGCAGUGCUUUCAAAUGUCAGAGUCUUUGGAAUAAGUCUGGAACACAGGAGACAUCAAAAUUCUGCAAGUGUGAAUGGCAACAGAGCAGGAAGCCCAGCUAAAGCUGAAGCUAGACGCCGGACAGGGUCAGAAGAAGAGGCCUAUGUGCUGAGAGGCCUAAAAGAGGAUGUUUUGAGCGUAACUGAACUUGUAAACAGAGCAGUCCAGGAAUCGCUUCUUGAAGACGUCCGAGACAAAGAGGAAGCUAUGAUGGCUCUUACUGUUCAGUGGUCAAUUCAGGAUGUGGAUGAAGUCUGGAAGGAGCUGAGCCUGCAUGACAACUACGUGCUGGAGGAGGCUUACUUGAAUAAUCUAGUAUUUGUAGAUGUGAAGGCACCAGACAAAAAGAUGGUGAAAGUAAACCUGAGGGCACAAGAAGCCACAAAUUCGCAAACAGGGAUCAAAUACAGAAUAAAAAGGAUCCAGCCUGGAACAGACAUAAACUUUCCACCACAAUGGGAAUCUAUGCAAGGAGAAGUCUUUAAAAAGGUUGAGCUACAUCCUAACUCAAAAGAGUAUCAGGCCGUAGCCCAGGGUUUCCACAAAACGGCUAAUUACAACAUUCAGAAGAUUGAGCGUGUGCAAAACUACUACCUAUGGCAAGCCUAUAAUGUGUGUAGGCAGCGUAUCCUUGACAAGAAUGGUCCAGCAGAACUUGGGGAGAUGUCUCUCUACCAUGGCACAUCAGCAAAGUCAUGCGACUGCAUUGAAAAGGACAGGUUUGACAGGAACUUUGCAGGAACACAUGGUGCAUUUUUUGGAAAUGGAGUUUACUUUGCUGUUGAUGCACAAUAUUCGGCCAGUAAGUUUUCCCCAGCAGACGCUUCAGGCCUUAGGCGGCUGUAUGUUGCUCGUGUCGUGACCGGCCGAUACACAGUCGGCAAACCUGGCAUGAAAGCCGUCCCUCCUCGUGGCACAGACCACACUGACUGCUUCGACAGUUUGGUGGACAACCAGCAGCCGCCCUCCAUGUAUGUGAUUUUCCACGAUGACCAGGCCUACCCAGAAUACCUCAUCACUUUCAACUGAGGAAAACUGGGGGAGAUCAUGGUUCAGGUGGUGUAACAAUGCUCCUUGUUGGAGACUACAAAAUAGUGAUUCCCUGAUCUGACUUUAAUCUGUAUUCAUUUUUCAGUAACAUAGAAGUACUGUGAACAACUACUUCCAAAGGAAAGUUGCUAAAGCCUGCUUGAGAAGUUGCUAAAGUCUCUCGAUGACGCAAUACUCUAAUUAGCAUAGUAGUGGCGUCAUCACAUUGUAUUUGCAUUCUGCCUUGUGUCAGCUGGUUUCCAGUUUGGCAAUACUGCAUGUAAACGCCCCCGUUAGAAAAUGUUUGUGCCAAUUCAUUUUGAAAGAGCAGUGGCCUGUGGGGAAACUAACCAAUGGUGUAACUUCAGCAUUCAGUCAGUCCAAAAACAAUGACAUGGUGACAUCUUAGCUUAACAAGCACAGCACUGCAACAGAUAUUGAACAAAGCGUCUAGUGCUUUAUAGAAUUCAACACAGAAACACACAUGAAAUCGCAGUUUUCUAUUUUGGAAAUCCCUUUUUUCCUGUUUUACAUAACUCUUGUGAUGUUAUUAAGUUUUGUUCAAUAACUUCGGCAAAGACUGCUCUUUAAGCUUUACUGUAUUUUCAUUUAUAUAAUCUUACUGAAGGAAAGAACUAUUUCUUUUAAUUAAAAAGUAUUUUAAUCAUCUCAGAAGUUUGAUCAGACUGUCAGAUUUCUGAGAUGCCAGUUAUAAAUCUAUUUACUAUAUAUUUAGCAUUGGGUUAUCAGUUUUUAACAAAUGGUUUUUGAAAGUAUUCUUUCAGUGAACUUUCUUUAUACUUAAUAGUGUGUAGAUCAAGCUUCAGUUUCUUUAUUCUCUAAAUUCAUCAAUAACAAGAGUUGAAACCUGGACCUGGUAAUUGAUAUAUGAAAAGCUGUCACACUUUACUUGGAAAGUAUAAUUCUGAUACCUGACUUCUUAAGUGAAUAUAUUUCUAAGAAAAAAAGAGUCUCCUUUACUUAAGUUUUAAGUGAGAAAGAAUUUCUUUGAUUCUACAAUGAAGAUUUUGUGAUGGGAAUCCAGGUGAUUUCAGACACUUUAAUGUUGAGAGGAUUUCUCUUUGAACGUUGCAAGAGAAUGCUGAAUCAAUCGUGACAUAAAUUUACAUAAUGUUUGUAUUUAAUAUCUGAAGUUAUCUUACAUAUCAUAUGAGUAUACACACUUAUUUUAACACAAAAUAUCCCCCAAGAAGCAUUUAUUUAUAGAUUUUCAAAUCUAUAUAUCUUUACAGAAUCCACAGAAGCAUUAUACUGUGGUGAACUUAAGCCAGUUUCUCUGUGGCUCCUUGACAGCUGUUUGUCAGGAUUUAACCACGCUUUAAGUCAAGGUCGUAAUCAAACUAGGUCUGCAGUGAGGAAAUGUUUUACCUGGUUCUUUUAUUGACCCUCCAAUAAAGUCUAACUCAAAGAC